Messenger RNA from Scylla paramamosain (green mud crab), 4388 nucleotides. Its product is annotated as neuralized-like protein 2. Gene Ontology annotation, biological process: intracellular signal transduction. The record is from RefSeq and is a predicted model, not a curated record. Lineage: Eukaryota; Metazoa; Arthropoda; Malacostraca; Decapoda; Portunidae. Gene Ontology annotation, molecular function: ubiquitin protein ligase activity. Bases 142 to 1158 code for a protein of 338 amino acids. The transcript has 6 exons.
UUCCAGCAUUCAUAUUAUCUGGUCCGUCACAUUUAUCGACGUUAGUGUUUUGAAAUUCAGUCAACACAUAAUAUUCAAGAGAGUAGCCAUAUUCUGAGCCCUACACUUCCUGCACCGUGUUCUCUCCAUAAUGGACCACUGAUGAUUACCGCCAUAAUGCCCAAUGGCUUCCAGACGAUGACGUUUCACCCCAACCAUGGCGCCAACGUUAUGCUGUACGAUGACAACACUGUGGCUUAUAGGAAGGCUAGUUUUGCCAAUGCCGUCACCAUCAGCGAGCGUCCUCUCCUGCCAGGGGAGAUCUUCCUGGUGGAGAUAGAGAAGACAGAGCCGGGCUGGACGGGCCACAUGCGUCUCGGCCUCACCCAGCUUAACCCCGCCAGCCCAGACAUGCUCAAGCUGCCACCUUACUCCCUGCCAGACAUGACCAAUAUGGGCAACUCAUGGAUCUGUGCCAUCACCAAGAGCCAGAACCGCGUACAACAAGACACAGAGACAGAGCCAGAGAAAGAUGCUGCCGUCGCUGCCGCCGCCGCCGCUGCUGCCGCCGCCACAAACCCAACCUUAGGCCUGGAGGAUGGGGGGGGCGGGGGAGGCCAGGAGUGUUCCCCCGCCCCCCCCGUUGAACAAGAGGAGGAGAACCUAGGAGUGUUUCACUUGCGCAACCGACGGCGGGCUCUGGGAGGAGUCGUGGGGCGUGGCCUGGACUCCAUAAUGUUUGGGGAGUACCUCAAAACAUCAAGGGGCCUGGUGCCUCGCUCUGCCCUCCAGCCCACGCCCUACGCCUUCACCUCCCCCUCAGGACGUCGCAUCACGCUGAAAAGAGACAACAUCCUCCCUACAGAUGAGGGAAGCAGGAUAGGAGUCAUCUAUCUGCCCAGGGGGAACCUAGCCGAGAUGCACUACAUAAUCAAUGGAGAGGACCAGGGUGCCUUUACCAAGAAACUGCCCUUUGAACAGGCGCCCCUCUAUGCCGUGGUGGACGUCUACGGCACCACCAAACAAGUGCGGAUAGUGCAGCUGUAUGGAGGCGAGUGCUUAGUGACGUCCCUGAAGAGUGCUUGCAGAGACAUCAUCGUGAAGCACAUCGCACAGCACGGGGUGAACGCACUGCCUCUCCCUAGAACACUGAAGGAUUAUCUCCUCUUUGAGAGCUGAGGCUGCCCAGGCCCCCGCCAUGCAGCCACAGACACCCACUGGAGAGAAGAGGGUAAGUGAGUCACAGCAAAGGAGGAGAGUGAGAGAUGACUGGAGAGACACUUUUCCUCCCUCCAUCUACCCGUCCCUCCUCCCUCCCUUGGUUUCCACUGGAGAAGUCAUCCACCUACUACUACUACUACUACUACUACUACUGCUACUACUACUACUACUACUACUACUACUACUACUUCUAUAACUAUUGAGAGAGAAAGAGUGAAUACCUGUGUUUAUUUAUACAUGAUAACUGUUGUACAUUGGACUUUGCUCAGUUAAAAAGAAAGAGAGAGAGAGAGAGGAGUAGAGAAGAGACAAGAUGGGUGAAUGAAUGACUGGACUCUUGCAUUUUCUAAAAGUUACAUAAUUUUACUGAAGUUUAAAUAGAAGGACACAUGUUUAGUUCAUUACAUAUUUGAAACUGUAUGUGUGUAUGUAUUUUGAGAAGUAUAAAUAUGUAUAUAGAUGUGUGUAUGCACUUAUGUGUGUGUGUGGGUGUGUGUGUACAGACUGGGAGAGGCAUGGCAAACAAAACACGGGGGUGGAGAAAUAAUAAUAAGGAAAAAAUGAGAAAGAAGAGGAGGAGGAGGAGGAGGAGGAGUGAGAGUUCCUUUGGAGGUCUUUUAGAAAUCCUUUAGGAUGUCUCUUCCUUUCAAUGCAGAGAAGAAAAAUUGAGGCAGGAUUUCUGUUUGGUUAUCAGUACUUUUGUCUACCUCCUCCUCCUCUAUGUAUUCUAUUUCUUCCUUCCUCCUAUUGCACUUUCAUUUUUUUGGACUGUAUUCUCUUCCUUCCAUUUGAUUCCUCCUCCUCCUCCUUCUCCUCCUCCUCUUCUCAGUGAAGCAGCCUUUUGUCAUGUUGCUGUAGGGGGUGAUAUUAUUUUGUAGAAGGAAGAGGUGUGCAUACAUUAGUGUGUGUGUGUGUGUGUGUGUGUGUGUGUGUGUGUGUGUCUGUGUGUGUAUUCAUUUACUAUCAUUAUUUUCAUUUGCCAUAUUUAGAGAACAGAGCAUACCAUGGAGAAAUAGGAGUACAUUUACAUUACCAUCAGUUUGCCCAUCACUAGUGGUGCUGACAGUGGUGACAGUAGUGAUGGUGGCAGUGUUUGGGUGUGCCCUUGAAACAUUCCAGCUUUGUAGGGGCUCCCAGUGCCAUUAACAGAGCACACUGGGCAUAGAUGGGCUGAUGUAUGCCAGGAAUUCAAUGCAAGUCAAACUAUUCAUGUUAUUCGGUCCCGGUUUAUAAGAUUAAGGAAGUUAGGAAGACCCUAUCAGUAAAUAAGAACAGGGAUUAAGUUUUUACCCUGCCAGAAAGUAGGAACAGGGAAUAAGUUUUUACUGUCAGAAAGAACAGACGUUAAGUUAUUACACUGCCAGGAAGUAAGUACAGGGAAGUUACUUAGUCUGCCAAGAAAUAAGAAAAAGGAAUAAGUCAUUACCCUGCCAGAACAUUAGAACAGGGAUUAAAUUAUUACUCUGCCAGAAAAAACAGGGAUUAAAUUUUUUCCCUGCCAGAAAGCAGAAGCAUAGAUUAAGUUAUUACUUGCCAGAAAGUAAAACAGGGGUCAAGUUUUUACCUUCCCAAAAAGAACAAGGAUUAAGUCAUCACCCUGCCAGGAAGUACAUUAAAGUUAUUUAGUCUCAGCCAGUCAAUAAGAACAGGGCUUCAGAUAUUCAGUUCCUGCCAGAAAUUAAGAACAGGACUUGAGGUUAAGAGACAAAUAGUAUAGAAGAGAGUGCAGUUCUCUGACUUCUAAGCAUCUCUCGUGCCCUCCAGCGAGUCACAUCUUGCGAGGUUGCCGUCAGGAUGAGGGACUUGAGAGAGAGGCACAGCACAAAGCAAAGGAGUGAAGGUUUCUGGAGUUCUAAGUAUCACCAUUCUGCUCUGCUCCCAAAAAUAUAUCCAUUGUGCUUGGUGUGGCUUGGAGGAAGCAUCCUGCAUUUCUUUCACGUAAACACCAGGAGAUAAAUGGAAAAAUAAUUUAUUUUGUAUUUUUUGUAUCUUAUUUUUAUUUAUUCUGUUUUUUACCAAGUUGGAAGUGUUACAUCAGAAUGAGUGUGAUGUGUAUGCUUGUAUAGUGUGGAAUAGUGUAUGUAUGUAUGUAUUAUAGUCCUUUCUUUCAUCUUUGCUUUCAUUUCGGACAUGUAUAUGUAUGUGAUAUCACGUGUGUACUUGUAUGUAUGUAUACCUGUAUGUGUGUUUUAGGUACGUGAGUGGGUACCAUUUCACAAACAAGUGUUCACGAGACAAACGAACACAAGAUCACAGGAACAAGACAGAGAUUUCCCCACACAAACAGAGAAGACAAGACAGGACAGAACAGAACUAGACAGGGAAAGCCCAGAUUGCCUGAUUUAUUGGGCUCAGUUUUAGAAAGACUGUACAGAAUAUAUGACUUAAUUUACCAGUGUUUGGGUGGUGAUGUUAAAACGAGGAUACAUUUUUGCAUCUGCUGAAUGAAAGGAACGGGAUGGAGAGACUAUGAACUGUAAAAUAUGAAAAGGACUGUAUUUUGCAUCGCUUUCACAGAAUGUAAUGGAAGUUAUUGGAGUUUUCAAGAUUGGUUUCUUCAUGAUUCUAGUGAUGGUUUGGUUAGUAAACUAUUAGUGAAGGAGGGAAAUAUGUCAAUACAAACAAUACAAAAAAAGGCUGUAUUCUGAAUUGUUUUGAAAGCUGUAGUGGAAGUUACUGGAGUUUUCAAGCUUGUUUUUGUUAUUCUGGCAACAGUUUGGUACAUAAGCCAUCAGUUAUAGGAAGAAAACGUCAGUACAAAAGACUGUAUUCUGUAUCUCUUUUGACAGACUGUAGUGGAAGUUACUGGAGUUUUUAAAGCUGUGUUCAUGUUUUUGUUGAUAUUUUGAUAUGUAAAAGAAAAACAUGACAAGAAUCUGAACUAAUCUUUUCUUUGGUGUUUUCAAGAGUGUUUUCAUAAUUCCACUGAUAGUCUUGCUAUUAAACCAUCACUAGAAAGAGGAAAACAUUGCAAGAACUCCAUUGAUCAUCUAGAAUUUUGAGGAACAGAGAGAGAGAGAGAGAAGGAAGCGGUGAGGAAUACAAGUCUUUCAUUAUGUUGCAGGGAUUAACUGUUAGCAAGAUGUUGACGAUGAUGAUGACGGUGUUGAUAAUGAUGUGCAACUAAUGUGGCUCCAGAUAACAAUGAGUCAAGUCCAAAACAAAUUAAUAAAAUAAGGCUACUGCUG